AUGGCCUGGUUUGCCCUCCACCUCCUGAACCUUCUCUGGGCUAUGGCUGGGACCAGCACUCAGACCCAGAGCUCAUGCUCUGUUCCCUCCGCAGAGCAGCCCUUGGUUAACGGUAUACAAGUGCUUAUGGAGAACUCUGUGACCAACUCAUCCCUCCCAAACCCCAGCAUCUUGAUUGCCAUGAACCUGGCCGGAGCCUACAACUUGGAGACCCAGAAGCUGCUAACGUACGAGCUCAUGGACAGUGACACAGAAGACAUGACCAUUGGUCAGCUCGCUCUCACCAUCAUGGCCCUCACCUCCUCCUGCCGAGACUCUGGGGAUAGAGUAUCAAUUCUACAGAAACAAAUGGAAAGCUGGGCACCUUCAAGCUCCAAUGCCCAGGCUUUGACCUUCUAUGAGCCCAGUCUGGCAAUCUUGGCACUGUGCCAGAAGAACCCUGAGGCGACCUUACCAAUAGCGGCCCGCUUUGCCAAGAGCUUGCUGGCCAAUACCUCUCCGUUCAACAUGGACACGGGAGCAGUGGCAACCUUGGCUCUGACCUGUAUGUACAACAAGAUCCCUGUAGGUUCAGAGGAAGGUUACAAAGCCCUGUUUGUUCAGGUACUGAAGAAUAUUGUGGAGAAUAUCAGCACAAGAAUCAAAGACGAUGGCAUCAUUGGAAGCAUCUACAGUACUGGCCUUGCUAUGCAGGCUCUCUCUGUAACACCUGAGCAACCUACCACAGAGUGGAACUGCCAAGAAACUGUGGAUACAAUACUUAACGAGAUUGAGCAGGGGAAAUUCCAAAACCCUAUGUCCAUUGCCCAAAUCCUCCCUUCCCUGAAAGACAAGACAUACCUGGAUGUGCCCUAUCUGUCUUGCAGCUCUGAUUAUGAGGAGCAACCAACUCUACCCAAUGAGCCAAGCCCUGCUCCCACCUCAGCAUCCAACAUCACUGUCACAUACACCAUAAAUAACCAGCUGAGGGGGGUGGACCUGCUCUUCAAUGUGACCAUCGACGUUAGUGUGAAAAGCGGAUCAGUGCUCCUUGUUGUCCUAGAGGAAGCACAGCGCAAAAAUUCCAUGUUCAAAUUUGAAACCACAAUGACAUCUUGGGGCCCUAUGGUCUCAUCUAUCAACAAUAUCGCUGAAAAUGUUAAUCACAAGACAUACUGGCAAUUCCUUAGUGGCAAUACUCCUUUGAAUGAAGGAGUUGCUGACUACAUACCCUUUGACCACGAGCACAUCACAGCCAAUUUCACACAGUACUAA
Messenger RNA from Diceros bicornis minor, 1254 nucleotides. RefSeq names its product cobalamin binding intrinsic factor (gene CBLIF). Gene Ontology annotation, molecular function: cobalamin binding. NCBI's taxonomy places the organism in Eukaryota, Metazoa, Chordata, Mammalia, Perissodactyla, Rhinocerotidae. The transcript has 9 exons. Bases 1 to 1254 code for a protein of 417 amino acids. The record is from RefSeq and is a predicted model, not a curated record. Gene Ontology annotation, biological process: cobalamin transport.